Messenger RNA from Diorhabda sublineata, 453 nucleotides. RefSeq lists its product as uncharacterized. Bases 1 to 453 code for a protein of 150 amino acids. The transcript has 2 exons. Lineage: Eukaryota; Metazoa; Arthropoda; Insecta; Coleoptera; Chrysomelidae. The record is from RefSeq and is a predicted model, not a curated record.
AUGCCCUCUACUUCAGCCUUAGAGUCAGAACCUGAACCGGAGCUGAUAAAUACCGAUAAAAACACUCCCGAAACACUUCUUAACAAAUUCUUUCCGGUGCCCAGCUCCUCAUCAGCUAGCAUUCAGGAAAAGAAAGAAGAAGAUCAGAGAAAAACAUCAAAGAGGAAGGCUCUGCAUGAAAAAAAGAAUAAAAGAAAAAAUAAAAAAAUUGAAGAUGAAUCAACAGACGAUGAUACUGAUGCAUUAGAUGGGUUAGUGACUCAGUCUGAUGAUAGUCCGGACGAAGAUGAUGCAACAGAAUGCCUUGGAUGUGGUGAAAAAUAUAAUGUGACCACGAAAGCCGAUGAUUGGAUUCAAUGUCUACACUGCCAGAGAUGGUUUCACGAAAGUUGUUCGAAAUAUUUGAACCUAUGUGACCUUUGUGGUAAAAACUUAUCAAAGAAAAGGAAGUAG